ACCUGCGGCAGCCGCCAGCCUGCAGUCGGACUCAGUAUCACGCUCUGCAUCUCGCUUUGGGCUGUGGGUUGGCACUGCAGCUGGGCCUCGCCAUGAGCUGUAGUAUUAAGCAGACAACUGGCUCUCUCAGGGGCAGGACCAGCGGUGGCAGCUGUGUGAUCGGUGGUGGCGGUGGUGGUGGCGCAGCGCGGAUCUCCUCGGUCUCCUCCGGAAGAUACACGACUUGCGGGAUAGGCGGUAGCCGAGGGUUUUCUGGGAGAAGCUACUGCGGUGGUGUGAAUUACGGAGGAGGACUGAGCACCGGCAGUUUGGUCGGUGGAAAUUACGGAGGUGGCUUAGGAGCCGCUGUCCUCGGAGGAUGUCAGGGCAUGGGGUUCAGUGGUGGCAGCGCUCGCUUCGGCGGUGGCAUGGGAGGUGGCAUGGGGAUGGGUCUCGGUGGAGGUGGUUUUGCUGGUGAUGGCAUUCUUCUUUCUGGUGACGAAAAGGUCACCAUGCAAAACCUGAACGACCGCCUGGCUUCUUACCUGGACAAGGUGAGGUGCCUGGAACAAGAGAAUGCUGAUCUGGAGUGCAGGAUCAGGGAGUGGUAUGCCAAGCAGGGACCUUUUUGUGAGCCACGGGACUACAGCUGCUAUUACAAAGAAAUAGAAGAUCUUCAGAACCAGAUUGUCUGCGCAACCAUAGACAACAACAAGAUCAUUCUGAACAUCGAUAACAGCAGGAUGACAGCCGACGACUUCCGAGUGAAGUACGAGACGGAGCUGGCCCUGCGCCAGAGCGUGGAGGCCGACAUCAACGGGCUGCGUCAGGUGCUGGACCAGCUGACACUGUGCAGGUCUGACCUGGAGGCACAGCUGGAGUCGCUGCGGGAGGAGCUCUGCUGCCUGAAGAAGAACCACGAGGAGGUA
Messenger RNA from Malurus melanocephalus (red-backed fairy wren), 908 nucleotides. RefSeq names its product keratin, type I cytoskeletal 14-like. The annotation marks the transcript as partial. The record is from RefSeq and is a predicted model, not a curated record. The transcript is spliced from 3 exons. Gene Ontology annotation, molecular function: structural molecule activity. Lineage: Eukaryota; Metazoa; Chordata; Aves; Passeriformes; Maluridae.